AUGGCAGGCAUUGUUGCAACGAGUGCCACCAGCACAACAUCCUUUGCCACGACAACCAGCACUUUCGAUGACUCAUUGGUCGUUGCUCCUCUAUUUCUGACUGAGGAGGACGAUGCCGUUGUGGCAGUGAGCGUCAUCGGAUCCUUGAUCGGCCUAGGACUCUUCCUACUGAAGAAGUAUGGCCUCGUAAAGCUUAGCUUCAUGAAAGCUUUGAAGCCAUCGAGGCUGUGUUCCAGAUGGAAGACGAAGGUCAAAAGCAUUGAGGAGACAGCGACGAAGGUGUCCACCGAUGGCUUGGAUCGCCAUGGAUAUUUUUGCGGGGAAAGUGAUGAACUUUGGACCAGUGGCUGGCCACCGCAACCAGAGGUGUCCAUUCCCGCAGUGCAGGGCGGGGAAGAGCUGUUGGUGAAAUUGCAGGACUUCUUCAAAGCCCGCGCCGCCACCGGCGCCGGCGCAGACGCUACGGCGUUGCCUGAGCUCCUGGAGCAAUGGAAGAAGAGCAUGGCGUUUGGAGAGGCGCAAGUGACCAUUGCGGAGAUCGUGAAAGAAGUCCUUUCCGAUCCUGUCGCGCUGAACGGUGAUGAUCCCUUUGUCAGCCUUGAGAGAUUCGACCCCGUCAUCCAGAACGCAUGGCAGAAGCACGUGCGAUCAGCAGAUCAGCUUCCACAAGAGAAGCGGGAAGAACUCUUUGAAGCCGGCGAAGAUCUCAUCCGAAUCGUCAGGCGGACCGUCAACGCCAAAUCUGCUCCAGAUGCUGUCCUGAAAGAUCUCAUAGAAGUACGACAAGAGUGGCGCAAUCGUUGGCCCUUUGAAGAUCCGGCAGCUGCUGUGGCAAUCCAAAGUAUCGAGAUGGCUGUCACCAGUGCAGUCAUCCAGAAGAUCCACGGCCAGACGCCCAAAUCCUCGCGCCCCGAAAGCUCCACGGUGGAGCUCCGCGAUCCUCACAGCCUCGACGCGGAGCUGCCGGAACCAGAGGAUGCCGCGGAGCCCAAAAUGGAGAAGAGCAAAAGUCUCAAGGAACGCUUGGAGGAGCUUUCCAGCAACAGUAAACAAAAGACGGUGGAGAUGAAGCUUCGCACUGCUGGCGAUCAGCUGCUGGUGGAACUAUCGAAUGUCCUUGAGACGCGAGAAGCUUUCCCGGCAGAGGCCGUGUCAAAGACGGUGACGCAGUGGCAACAGCGGCAGGUGGGUCUCCUGCCUGACGCUGCAGCAAAUGUGGCGCAGAUGGCACAGCUGGCACGGAGUGUGAUUUCCCGUGCACCUGGCAAAGACUUCGCAGGGCUGCGGGCCGCAAUUGAAGAGGCUUGGAAGCAAGGAAAAAUCCCUGACACCAUGCCUGAGGCGAUGGCAGAGAGCAGUCCAGUGGAUGUGAAUGCUGCAGCCAUGAAGUCAGCGGAGGUGUUGGAAGCUGGAGAAGAACUGCUGGCACAGUUGGAGCAUAGAUCUUUGCAGUCAAGGUCGCUGGAGACCCCGGAGCUGAACGCCAUCUGCGAAGAGUGGAAGAUCGAGCAGCUGAAGGCUCAAGGAGUCGUCGUGGAGUCCGAGACCGGGCGCCUGGUGGAAGGCUUGGCCGAUUUCUUGAAGACCUCCAUGCUGCGCAGUGCUGUGGGACCAUUGGGCACCUCUCAAGUUCGUGAGGCAGUGCAGGUUUUGAAGGCUACAGAAGCGCUUCUGGAGCAACUGACAACCGCUGAUCCUCAGGACUUGGAAGCAGAUUUACUGAAAUUGUCCGAAAACUGGAAACAGCAACAGCUGGGCCGCUUGGACGGUAACGAUGAAGCGGUGAAGCGAUGGGUUGAGUCGCGGGUGGCCGCCACGAAUCUCGUAUUGAAACAAGAAGCGCAGAGUGUUGAUGGUAUGCUGGGACAGAUCAACAUCGAGAAGUUACGGCCACAGCUCCAGGAGCUCUGGUUGGAGUCUGCCGGCCCCAAGACCCUGGGCCACCUGCAGCCGGACGCGCUGCCGGAGGCGGCGCCGCAGGGGUCGGCCUUUGGCGACCGGGUGGUGGAUGUGGUUCAGAGCGGCGAAGCCUUCAGCGAGGCCCGGGAGGAGCUCUUCCGUGAGGUCACCAAGGAUGGCACGAAGUCUGUGGAGGAGUUGGUCCGUUCCUGGCAGCAAGACCUGGCUUCGGUGCAGGUGGCGCACCUAACUUCAGGCCUGGCGAAGGUGGUCACGGAUGCAGCCGCCUUGGGCCAGCUGAAGAAUGUGGAGGCAGGGCCAGUCCUCACCAUGGUAGACCUUGGUCGAGUCUCAGGUUGCAUUGGAAAACAGAGCAGCGACAAAAGCUCGCUCUCCCGCGCAACUGUCAUGGCUGAGCUCCCCAUAGAGCAACAGAUCGUGGCCAAGUUCAAAGAGAUCAGAGAGUUGGCUCUUCAAUAUGACUUGGCUCUUCAAGAAGACUUGGCUCUUCAAGAUGAGGCGGCGGCCGAGGUGUGGGACAUUGCGUCCUCCAUACGGAAGUUGGCGAUGGAGAUCCAAGAAUUGCUUGGUGUUUCCCCUGAUGAAGCAUAUUCGGAAAACCCGGAACCAGAAGGGCAGGACCAUCAGGACCAGGAACAGGAGACUGUCUGGGAGUUGUUCGAAGCCAUUCGCCACUCUGCAAACGAUAUGGCUCGUGUAGAUGCAAGGCCUUUGCGGAAAGCAACGUGUACAAAAAUCAUUGAUGCUGCGCGGAGAGCUGAGAAGCUGCUCCAUCCGUUGCUGCGGGUGGAGGUAUACCCUGAGGAGAUGGCUCCAGAUGCCGCUGAGUCAGCUGCCUUCACGCAUCCCACAGUCCCAUCUCACCCGGACGCACGCCUUGCGGGAACAGUCACGAAAGUGACAUGGAGUGAGACACGGACACAAGGGACGACACAAGGGGAGGCCCAACUGGCGGACCUACCUGAAAAGAACUUUGGGGGUGGGACCGAGACAAAAAUGCAGGAAAUGGAACACACACUUCUGGAGUUGCAGAACAAACACAGAAAUCGAAGUCACCCAGACAUUGCUGCAACAGUUCAUGCGUUGGGCUUGCUGAGUCGCGAGGCUGGAGAUCUCAUCCACGCCAAACUGCGGCUGGAGGAGUCCUUGCGAAUGAAGCGCUCCUUUCAUGGAGAUAGGGAUCACCCAGACAUUGCUGCAACACUUCAUGAGUUGGGCUUGGUGAGUCGCCAGGCUGGAGAUCUCUACCACGCCGAACUGCAGCUGGAGGUGUCCUUGCGAAUGAAGCGCUCCUUUCAUGGAGAUAGGGAUCACCCAGACAUUGCUGCAACACUUCAUGAGUUGGGCUUGGUGAGUCGCCAGGAGUCCUUGCGAAUGAACCGGUCCUUGCAUGGAGAUAUGGAUCACCCAGACAUUGCUGCAACACUUCAUGGGUUGGGCUCUCUGAGUCUGCAGGCUGGAGAUCUCACCCAAGCCAAGCAGCAGCUGGAGGAGUCCUUGCGAAUGAACCGGUCCUGCCAUGGAGAUACGGAUCACCCACACAUUGCUGCAACACUUCAUGAGUUGGGCUUGGUGAGUCGUCAGGCUGGAGAUCUCACCCAAGCCAAGCAGCAGCUGGAGGAGUCCUUGCGAAUGAACCGCUCCUUGCAUGGAGAUAGAAAUCACCCAGUGAUUGCUGCAACAGUUCAUGCGUUGGGCUUGCUGAGUCGCGAGGCUGGAGAUCUCACCCAAGCCAAACUGCGGCUGGAGGAGUCCUUGCGAAUGAAGCGGUCCUUGCAUGGACAUAGUGAUCACCCAGUGAUUGCUGCAACACUUCAUGAGUUGGGCUUGCUGAGUCUGCAGGCUAGACAUCGCACCCAAGCCAACCAGCAGCUGGAGGAGUCCUUGCGAAUGAACCGGUCCAGUCACAGAGAUACGGAUCACCCACACAUUGACAUUGCUGCAGCACUUCAUGGCUUGGGAUCUUUGGGUCUGCAGGCUGGAGAUCUCACCCAAGCCAAACUGCAGCUGGAGGAGUCCUUGCGAAUGAAGCGGUCCUUGCAUGAAGAUAGAAAUCACCCAGUGAUUGCUGCAACACUUCAUGCGUUGGACUUGCUGAGUCUGCAGGCUAGACAUCUCACCCAAGCCAAGCAGGAGCUGGCGGAGUCCUUGCGAAUGAAGGUGUCCUUGCAUGGAGAUAGGGAUGACCCAGCGAUUGCUGCAACACUUCAUGCGUUGGACUUGCUGAGUCUGCAGGCUGGAGAUCUCAUCCACGCCAAACUGCGGCUGGAGGAGUCCUUGCGAAUGAAGCGCUCCUUUCAUGGAGAUAGGGAUCACCCAGACAUUGCUGCAACACUUCAUGAGUUGGGCUUGGUGAGUCGCCAGGCUGGAGAUCUCACCCAAGCCAAACUGCAGCUGGAGGAGUCCUUGCGAAUGAAGCGGUCCUUGCAUGAAGAUAGAAAUCACCCAGUGAUUGCUGCAACACUUCAUGCGUUGGACUUGCUGAGUCUGCAGGCUAGACAUCUCACCCAAGCCAAGCAGCAGCUGGCGGAGUCCUUGCGAAUGAACUGGUCCUGUCACAGAGAUACGGAUCUGCGGGCUGAUCUCACCCAAGCCAAACUGGAGCUGGAGGAGUUCUUGCGAAUGAUGCGGUCCUUGCAUGGAGAUAACGCAGUGAUUGCUGCAACACUUCAUGCGUUGGACUUGCUGAGUCGCGAGGCUAGAGAUCUCACCCAAACCAAACUGCAGCUGGAGGUGUGCUUGCAAACGAUUCGCUCCUUUUAUGGAGAUAGGGAUGACCCAGUGAUUGCUGCAACACUUCUGUUGGACUUGCUGAGUCUGCAGGCUGGAGAUCUCAUCCACGCCAAACUGCGGCUGGAGGUGUCCUUGCGAAUGAAGCGCUCCUUUCAUGGAGAUAGGGAUCACCCAAGCAUUGCUGCGACACUUUAUGAGUUGUGCUUGGUGGGUAGUCAGGCUGGAGAUUUCACCCAAGCCAAGCAGAAGCUUAUUGAUUGCUUCCGAAUCUCUAAAGGUUUCAGUUGUACUGGACAGUCAGCUUACCCAGGUCAGCAACUUCCAGACAAAUCGCCAGCAGCAUUGAAGGAGGUGGGCCAAAGCAUGCUGGAAGGUAACGUGAUCGAACAACUGAGCAAACUCACUGGUGUGCUCGGCGGGAAUUUCUCAGUGGCAAAGGCCCUUAACAAGUCUAACUUGUUGAAAGGUUUGAAGCGCCAAGUCACACGAUACAUAUCUGAAGAACUGUCUAUUUUGGAUUCCACUCCGGCAGCAGUUUUGGAUGAGUGGAAGCAAGCGCAGACACAUGCCGCACAAUUGGUUGAAUUGUGUCUAUGUUUCGGCGAAGAUACGGUGUCCCACCGGGCAGAGCAAAACCCACCAGGCAUUGCUGUUGACGCGGCCUCUGGCCGGGCUGUCCAGUCCGCGAAGUCAAAGAGAGUGGUACAAAAGCGGGGGGUUCGUUGGGGACCCUUCUUGCUGUCGCCCAUUGUGCCGCAAGGAGGACAAACCGGGUGGGGAGCCAUUUGCGGCUUGCACCACAACAGAGGAGAUGGAAGUGGCUCGAGGUGCAAGAAAGCUUUGAGCAUGGGCCGGUUGAGCCACAGCGCUUGCAUAUUACGAUUGAAACGGUGGCUUCUAGCCGGGCUCAAUGAUGCAGAGCUUUCUGUCCAGAACGCUCGGUCAGAUCAUGUGGCCAUGGGAGGACCUGGCUUACAAGCUUUUGCCGAAGGCCCCUCAGAAGAAGAGAUCGACGAGAAAAUUCGUGAUUGGAUUGGUUUUAGCCCAUUGCCAGAGCUGACUAAAGACAGAGCAGACAAGUUUCACCUGAACAAUGCGCGACAGGUCCGUGCCGAAUGGCCAGUCUUCCUGGGUCAGACUUUGGAGGUCUGUCUGAAGGCGGUUUUGAUGACAAGGCCAUGGAGUUCCUACAGGAAAGUCUUUGACAAGGCCUCUGGUGUCACGUACCGGGUUCCCCAGUCCAAGUUGUGUAGUUUGUGCCGGAAUGUCUGGAAGCUCUUAGGCUUUUCCCACAAGUACGGAAACAUAGCCAAAUAUCUGAAGAUGAUCGCAGAGAAGAGAGUUGACCAUGCCGUUUUCCUGGCCAGUCUGGACGAAUGGAUCAAGAAGCACAAUGCAAACCCAAACAAGCACAGGCUCCGCAAUGCAGAUGAUAAGGACUCUGUCCGGGACGCAAAAGAGAAACUGGUUACCAAGGACGAGCAUGGCUGCGAGUUUGAAGCCCCUGACAUGUUCUUUGUUGAGGUGGACAACUGGAAGCCUGAAUACGGCCCACUGGAGGAGGCAAAGAUUGAGGAAAGUUCGGAACCAGUUCAACUGGAACUCGGGUUGCGCUUAGACAAGCGGGCGAAACAAAGGGAGAAGGACGCUGAGAAGAAACAAGGAGCACCCGCUCCCCCUCAGAGUUGGGUCGAGCAGCACAUGCAGUUUGCCCAAAAUUACCGGGUGCGUUGGGGGCAAGCUGUCCCAGCAAAAUUGGCCGCCAAUCAGUGGUACCAGACUUUGGGUGACCGUGAGCAAGACGCUUUGUCUUUGCUGCAGCAAUGCACCCCGUACAUUGUGUUCCGAGAUUUGUCUCAGUCAAUCGUGCGAGGAAAUUCGAACACCUGGAGACAAGAUUCCAGCAAGCAUGUCAUGAGCACAGCUUUCCAACCUUUCUUGCAAAUUUUGGCAGCGCGCAUGGAGACCAUGCCUUUGGCGCAGCAAUGGCAUCCUUCUGAAGCGCUCAUGAUGGACCUGGCAGGCAACGCCAUGGCAUUGCCAGUAGUCCUUGCUAUGGUACAAUGUGCGCUGGCUCCUUUAAAUUGGAAAGAUCGGACUCUAUCCGGGCAAGCAGUUCAGUUGGCUUUGUCACAGACCGAGGAGAUGGCCCUUGCCCUUGGGGCAAUGGAAGCUUUGGAUUCAACUGCUCCCAUGGAAAGCAAGCCUCAGGCCGAGAUCGCGAUGAGUGCUCUGGAUGAGCGAAUCUACAAGAGAGCUAGAAAAGGUGCUUUGGCACAAGCAGAUGGAGAAGGCAGCUUGUUUUCCAACGCCCUUUUCGGAAAUCAGUCGGUGAGGAACCAGUGGAAUGGGGUGCUUCAAGAUAGUGGAAGGCUCAUGAAGGAUCUUGACAACAUCCUGAAAAGCAGCUUUGCCAGGUUAGGUGACGAUUUGAGCCCCGACGUCAAGGCCGAGUGCGACUCCUGGACGUCCAAGCAGCUGGCGUCGCAGAAGUUGGCGCCGGACUCGGGCCUGGCAGACCUCUACCGAGGGUUCGCCGAAGUGGUGCACUCCGUCGCCGUGAACGCCGAGGAGGUGACCGUGGCCAAGGCUGACAGUAGCUUCGAGGGCCUGAAAGGUCAGAUCCAGGAUGCCUGGCGCCAACGUAUGGGAGACACUCGCGGCCAGGAGAGAGGUCCUGAGCCCAGCAAGAGCCAGGACGCUGAAAUGCAACUGGAGAAGAUUAAGCCAUCGAAGGUGCUGAAAGAUGGCGAAAAGUUGCUGCGCAACCUGGAGGACGUCUUCAGAUGCAGCUGGGCCAGGCCGGGUGAGGACUUGAUGCCGGAGAUCCUGAAGCAAUGCAACGAGUGGACCAACAAACAGGUCCAGGCCGGCGGCACCAAGGCCUCCAAGGCCAUGUACCAAGGCUUUGCUGAAGCGGUUCAGUCAGUUGUUCAAGUGCAUGCCGUGGAUGACAAAGUAGUGGGAGAUGCUGAAUUCUUUCAGAAGUUGGAGACAGACAUCAAGGAGACCUGGAAGCAACGCAACCAGCCGGCCCAGGCGGCCAUGCAGGAAACCGCCCAGCAUGUGAAACAGUCGAACGAGCUGAGCAAGGACCGCCGUGCGCCUAAGACUGAACGGCAUGGCAAGAGCCAGGCUGUCCAAGAUGCCAAGCAGUUCUUGCAGGAAAUGGAGGCGCUCUUCGAGGACGGCGUCGCGAUGGACGCCAGCCGCCUGAUGGAGCGUGGCCAGGCGUGGCGCCAGGAACGGCUAUGA
Molecule: messenger RNA, 7908 nt
Organism: Cladocopium goreaui
Lineage: Eukaryota; Dinophyceae; Suessiales; Symbiodiniaceae
Source: the annotation of a GenBank genome assembly